UUUACGUAUUUGCGUAAUGAAGAAGUUUUGUAAUAUUUAGCAUAUCUAGUAAUGUAACUGAAAGCAAUAAGCAUGCCUGGGGGUGAACAAAUCACAAGAUGGCCCCUUCCUCCCUCGAAUAAAAUUCAAAAUUUCUCAUUAUGGCAGCUUGGAAGCUCCUUAGUGAUUCCUGCUGUGGGAAUCCUGAGCAAAUUGAUGGCAGAUUGGCUAAAUACUGUCACUGUCCAUAAUCGAGAGAUCCUGAUUGAUGCUUUGGAUAAUCGACCCAAAGGAACUCCUCUCAUCACUGUUUGCAAUCAUCAUUCCUGUUUAGAUGAUCCUAUGUUAUGGGGUAUACUGGAUUGGCGACACGUUUUAAACAGUCGCAUUAUGAGAUGGACUGCAGCUGCUCAUGAUAUUUGUUUCACUAACGAUUGGCAUGCACAAUUUUUUGCACUCGGCAAAACUAUUCCGGUGAUUCGAGGUGCGGGCGUCUACCAGCGAGGAAUGGAUUUUUGCUUGGAUCGUCUGAAUGCCGGAGCUUGGGUGCAUUUCUUUCCUGAAGGAAAGGUCAAUAUGGCUAAAAACGAAUUCAUUCGCCUAAAAUGGGGAAUAGGACGAUUAAUUGCUGAAUGCAAGAUUUGUCCCAUUGUGAUUCCAUUUUGGCAUUUAGGUAUGGACAGUGUUUUACCUAACGUAGAGCCAUACAGGCCGAAAAUUGGCCAGAAAGUAACAAUUUAUAUUGGAAAUCCCAUUGACUUCACCAUUAUCAGAGACAAGUUUUCCAGCGAAUAUAAAAGUGCCGUGAAAAGAAGAAAAGUCAUUACUGACAAAAUCCAAGAACAGCUCUUCCAGUUAAAACCAGUGACAGAACGUCUACAUGUGGAGCGGUAUCAAAGUUGAUUCAAUUUUAUUUUUGGCUUCAAGAACAAGACUUUAAAUUCAUUUAAAAAACAAUGCUAGAAAAAGUGAGAUACAAAUGAUUAAUUGAAUAACUGUCCUCUUAAACUAUAAUUAUGUUUGUUGCAGAAAAAUUUAUUUGACGAAUAUAUUCAUUUAUAUAUAAGCAUUUUUAAGUGAAAGAAACCAUCUUUUAAAAAUAAUUUUAAGAAAUUUAAAUAUUCUUUACUCAGAGUCAUGUAAAAAACUAUUUGUUAAAUGAAAAUACUUUAUUUAGCAUCAGAUGUGUAUCAAAAUUUAAGCAUAAUGCUUUGCUUCAUAUAAGCUUUGAUUUGCAUAAUGCUUUGCAAGUAUGAACAAAUUAUAUGGUUCAUAUUAAUUCGAAUUUAUGAGAUUAUUAUUUAAAAUUUUCGUAUUAGAAAAUUAUUCUCUCACAAAUCGCAUUUCAUAAAAUCAUACUAGCAAAUGUUAAUUUAUGACAUAAUGCAGCUUAUCGCAAUGAAUUUCAUAACUCUAGAAACCAAAUUAACAUUUCUUCCUUCACAAUUAUUUUUAUGUAUUGCUCUUUUUAUCUUGUUAUAGUUAGAGAGUUUUACCCAUACUCACAAGAUACAUACUCGAAAGAAUAUAGGGUUUUCAAUUUUAAGCAGAUAAAAAUUAUAUGCAAUAAUCAAAUAUUGCUUGUAUAUUUUUCUAAUUGAAAUGGUUGUAUGUAACAGAAAUUUACAUUUAAAACUUAACUUUUUCCCCUAGUUUCACUAAAAUUGAAUCUGAAAUAUUAAUAAUUAUACAUUCAACAGUGUAAUUAACAAAAGCUCAAGUUCAUUUUUGCUCAUUUUUUAUUAGCCUGAGUUUAUUAGUUUCCCUUCUAAUUAGCGAGACACAUAUCAUUUUUGCUUUUUUAAUUUCAUUUUGUUUUGUAUGAUGCUAUGAAUUUGAAAAAAAAAAUUCACAUCUACCAUUUUUUUAGUUUGUUUCAACUUGCAUCAUCAGUGUAUUCCCAAAAGCAUAACAAACGUUGUGUGGUCUUUAUUAACUAGUAAACAUUCUGAUCAUUUGAUGUUCAGAAGUAAGUUUCAAAUUUUGUUUCUUUUCUUGAUGCCUCUUUUGAUUCAAAUGUUUAAUCAUUAUGUAUGCUUCAUCAAUCAAGUUACAUUUUCAAUCUCAUUGAUUACAUCGAUCAUAAUUUACCCCUCUUUUGUGCUGCAGUUGUCUAUAGUUAUCAUUAUCAAGUUAUAUAUCAAAUGUUUUUCAAUCAUAACACAUUAUGAAUUGUUAAAAUAAAUUGUAAAUCUUUUGUUUUAACUCUAACAUCAAGGGAGGGGGGGGGAGCAUAUAGCGACCUUUAUUUGCUUCGUAAAACCGAAAUCUCUUAAAAAAUGAGUUUGUGGCAAAAAUCUUAAAACAUCAUGCAUACUUGCUCUCUUUUUUAAAAAAAUACUUUUUUUUUUGUACAGUACAAAAAUAGUUGAUUAAUUUGCUUUGAACUGUCUUAUUGUCUUUCUUUUAUGUGUGUUAUUGUUUUCAAGAAAUACUCAUGGCCGAAAAAAGAUUGUCAUAUGCUUCUUUGACUUGAAAAUUUUUUUUGAAGUUUUUCUGCACAUCAAAGAUAUGUUAAGAGUUAUUCAGCUUCAAAUUCUUUCCAAUUGCAUUAUAGUUGCUGCAUUGUCUCUUUUAAAAUUGCAGAAUUCGGUUUGUAACUAAUUUUCAAUUCAUUUCAUAAAUCAUUUUAUUUAAAUGUUUUCCCAAUAUUGUGGAGUGGAAUACAACAUAGUUUAAAAUUUCUUUGAAAGCAAAACAAAGCUGUCUGUUUACUAUCCCAUUAGCUGAGAUUUUAUUUAAAUAAGAUUUAUAUGGACAAGUUUACUACAGGGACUUAUGUAUGUUUAUGCAAUCGUUAAUGGGUCAUGAUCUACUCAUUUGUAAUCAUAAUUUAUUUAAUAAUAAUUUUGUUGAUUAUAAAAUUCUAAUGAACACUUGGUUUUUAUUUUAUUUUUUAUUCAAACUUUUUACUGCAAUACUCAUUGUUUACUGUGCGUUUAUAUAUGUUUUCUGUAAGGGUAGCAGUAAAAAAACUCACAAGAAUUAACUGUGUAUUGUAUGUAGAAAAAGUAAUCACACUAUAGUUUUAGUCAGACAUAUUAUUUGAGAUUAAAAAGAUUAUUAUAUUAUAAAAGUAAAUUUAAGUUGAAACAUUACACCUGCUGUCAAGUGUGUUAAAUAUCUAUUCAAUCAUUUUUUAGAUCAAUAUUUUUCGGUAAUUUAUUUAUUAUUAUUUUAAGUUAAAAUGCAUCACGUUUGUGAAUACUUAAGAACUAAAGUCAAGCAGUCUUCAAAAAAUAAAUAAAGGUUUUACUUCUUACUUAAAGAACCACCUACAGAAUAGGAGGGUAUAAAUAUGUCACAACAAAGCCUUUUUAAUGUAUGCACAAAUCAAAACAUUUACGUUUCUGUUAAUACUGUAUAGUUUCAUAGUAGCUUCUACCUCUUUAUUUACUUUUUUUUUUUAACUGGGUGCUCCUCCAUCCACCAAUUUGUUUAGUAGAAUAUUUUAAUUCUUUUUUAAAUACAUCGACAACUUCAUAUACACAUUUAGGAGCUAACACUGCAUAAAGUAAAGUUUACAGGAGAACAGAAAUAUAAUUUGUUCUUUCAAAGAAAAACUUUCAAAACUAUACUGGUGAAUGGUUCUAUUUUCAAAACAAAACUAUUUUUUAUUAAUAAAAAGAUUCAUUAGUAUUGUUUUGGUAGUUUAAUGACUCCAAAUAUAUUUUUUUUCAUUAGCGUAAAAAAUUGGUUUUGCUUCUUAAUUAUUUUUCAAUGUCAACUCUUCAAUUGUGAUGUAUAAUUAAUUUAAUGGAUUGUCUAAAUUUGUUAUUAAAUGCAAAACUUUUUUUUUUUUUUUUGGCAAAUUUGAAAAGGGAUUAAGUUUUUACAUGUCUGGUUUUAGAUUUUACUUAGCUAACAACGCUAUAAACAUUCAAUAAAUAUGUCAGAACAAACUUAAUGUUUCUACACUGUUAUUCAGUGGAAUCAAACAUAUUUUUUAAGAUCUUUGCUAUUUAUUUUAAAUCUCUGAUUCAAAUGAAUGUGUGGUUAAUUUUUUAAGUAUUUGGUUCAUAAUCAUAGUCUUGAUGAAAGCUUUAUGUUAUGAAAUAAUUUUUACUUGUUGGAUAACAAUCAAAGUCUUUUCUAUCACAUAUAGAGCUAAUUAGUUCUGAUUAUUUAACCUUUUCUCCCUUGUUAUAGUAAUUUGAAACUGUUUUGGCCUGAAAAAUAAUUUUAACAAGAUUUUAAUUAAUUUGUAUUUUAAUGUAAAACUUUAUCAUUUUUUAUUUUAAGUUGAGCUUGUAAUAAAAUUUUAAUAGCUCUCUGCUUUAUAUGAGCAAACUGUUACCAAUUGUGUACAAAGGUUACAUUAUUGUAUAAUAAUUAUUUUAUAACUAUUGUUGUGGAAUAAGUUUGAGAUUGUCAACCACAGAAUUUAUUAAAGAAAUUUAAAGAUU
Uloborus diversus is the source of this 4385-nucleotide messenger RNA. It is a transcript of the gene Taz, whose product is annotated as tafazzin-like. Gene Ontology annotation, molecular function: 1-acylglycerophosphocholine O-acyltransferase activity. Bases 73 to 882 code for a protein of 269 amino acids. NCBI's taxonomy places the organism in Eukaryota, Metazoa, Arthropoda, Arachnida, Araneae, Uloboridae. The record is from RefSeq and is a predicted model, not a curated record. Gene Ontology annotation, cellular component: mitochondrial membrane. Gene Ontology annotation, biological process: cardiolipin acyl-chain remodeling; inner mitochondrial membrane organization. The transcript has 7 exons.